UUCCUGUUUGUAUAUUUUACUGAGGUGAUAAAGUUUUUAACAUUAUAAAAUGUCUCAGUGCGGUUUCCAGGAGCAGCUGUUAUCAGUGGUGGAGGUUUUAGCUAAAGCGGCUACAGAGGAGAUUAACCGCAGAGUGGAGGAGAACUGUGCGGUGAUCCGGAUUGAGUUAUCCCGCAGUCAGAGAGACAUCGAUCAUCUCAAAAAGAAAUGCUUACUGAUGGAGAACGAACUGAGAAAAGUACGUGGAAGAGCCAGGAGGAAAGUGUUCAUCUGUGGUUCUUCUGAGAAGAUGCCGUUUCAGAGUGUUUGCGCCAGAGAAACUAAUGUUUGCAGAGCUGAAGCCACUGUUACACCAACACAGCAGGAUCUGGAACCAUCUACACAGCACAUCCAUCAGACCAUUCCAAAUCUGGAAGAGCAUUCAAAGGCGAUUCAUUCAGUCAUUAAAGUGGAGGGAACUUCAAAUGAGCUGUGGAGCAGUGAAGAAGGACAAUUUGCUUUUGAGCAUCAUGGCAAUGAACCACGUGACCAGGUUCAGGAGACCCCUGUAGAACAGAACAGAUUUACAGAAGCCACGGACAGACUGAGGACAAACUUCACAUCUGCCAGUUCACCUGUGAAGAGCCACGAGGAGAAUCUUAAUCAUCUAAGGCUUCACUUAAAAACUGAAAAAGAAGAAGAGGAGCAAACGGAAGUAAGAGAGGCAGCACUGGUGGAGGAAACUGAACCAAGGCCAGAGGACACAGAUCAUCCCAAUCAGUUCUCAUGUAACCUUUCAGGCUUUUCCCAGCCUGCAGAAACCAUGGAACUAUCUAAAAAUGAUGCCACCUGUGCUGAGAAAAACCAGAUUGGGCUGUACAUGGCUGAACAGACCCAGCCAGCCUGGUGCAGAGUGGUAACACAUGAGUCAGAUCACAUGGUUCAGAGGCACGAUGUGCCAGUCGCACACCAGCAGCAGCACAGGACUUUACCUCCACCCAGAGAAAGCGGAGUUAGACCCGGAAUUUCCUACCAGACGGGUGCAUUUUUAGGCAGAGGGCGCGGUGGGCUCAGACGGUUCCGAUCACAGUGGAUAACAAACGUCAAUGGAGAGCGGCGAUUCAGCUGCUCGUACUGCGAGCGGACGUUCGUGCGUUUCGGCCAGCUGAAGGAGCACCUGCGCAGCCACACGGGAGAAAGGCCGUAUACGUGUACCCAGUGUGGACGCAGCUUCACCAAACAGGGCAAUCUUAUCCGGCACGCCGUGGUGCACAGUGGGGAGAAACCAUACCAGUGCAACCUGUGUGGCAAAUGCUUCACCCAGCGUUCCAGCAUGAAGUCCCAUCAAAAAACUCACAUGUCCAACAGAGACAGUGUGAUGGCAGGAUUAGCUGCACGUCAGACGGUCAGAGAGCAACAAGAUAGCCUGGUCAGAACUCACACGGGACAUUUUGUAUAGCAGCGAUGCAGUAUUAAAAAUAGCCUGUUGUAUGGUACGGGUCGUAAAUCAGUUACACUGAUGUACAGUGCCAGUGGGUUAUCAGAAGAGCGAAAGAUUCCCUUCGACUGCUCUGUGAACGCAGUAUAUUCGUGGGCAGGUUCUGCAGCAUUCUGGUUCAGCUUUAAGUUCCUCCCACAAUCACAGUUACAACCUAAAGGUGUGUGUCUGGGACAUCAUACAGCAGCCGAAAAAAAUGGGUUGCAGAGAAAAAUACUAAUAAUUCAAUACAUUUUAACAGGUUUUGUGGAGGCUUUGUUUUACAUUGUGUAAACCACAGUGGAACCAGAUUGUACAGAGAUGCAUUUUUGUGCUGCCUGGGUCGCUUAAAAAAAAUCCGGUCAUACAUCGUGUCUGGGGUCUAGUGCAGUGGAUCUCAGAUCUUUGGGGCCAGACAUAAAUGUUGUCUGUGGGACCCUUUUUCUUCAUAAGGAUGGAAGUAUCAGUGGUGAUAAGAAAUUAAUAAUAGCUGAUAUUAUUGCCUUGUAAUACUUUGCAAUUCCUCCAUUUUUUCUUUUAAAAUAAAGUCUUGCAUCCAAACGAUUGGCUGUACCCAUAUGGGAGAGAAAACUCUGGAAAUAUGAUGUUGUAGUACAGUUGCAGCCUCUGCUGUCUGGUUCAAGAGCCUGCACCAGCAGUGGAUGGUCUAGGGCAGAGGUCCCCAACCACCGGGCCGGUCAUUUAUUACCGGGCCGCACAGAAAGAAUAAAUAAUUAGAGAUCGCUGCAUCAGCCAUGAAAACACUGCUUUUAUUUCCAACACGCUGGUGUUUAUCGUCUCAUAUCACCCCCAGGUGGAAGCAGCAUCUCGUUGCAGCGAAAAAAGCUCAUGUGUGAGCAGUGUAGUAAUUGUAUUUUAAGUCCCUCCACCCCCGCUGGUCCGUGAAAUUAUAUUUUAUAUGAAACCGUAUAAACCGUAUCUAGAGAGCUUAGCGUGUCUCUUUGCAGGUGGGUAAAAUGAUGCCGUUUGGUAGUAUUGGGGCAUGAUGCCAGUGGGAGGCUAUUAGAUUGGGUGUACAAGGGAGAAAGAAAAAUCUAUAUAAUGAAUUCUGUGCAUCAGGUCUUGGAUAGUGUACAUUUGAUGUACAGCAUAUCUAGACAGUGUAUCUAGAGAUGAGUAGAUCACAUAUGGACACAGAUACUGCUUUACUCUCUUACUCUCUUAAUUCUCUUUUCUAUGAACCAUAUGAUCAUCAGUAUUGUUUAUUGUAGCAUAUUUUUGUCAAUGUGGACUUAAAUCAACCAAAACUGCUCACACAUUCAGAUUGUGCUCUUGAAAACCAACCACAUGUACAUAUUUAGGUGUAUAUUUAUUUUUAUUAAAUACAUGUCAUUUAAAGAUCAAAAUGUAAAACAACA
Molecule: messenger RNA, 2835 nt
Organism: Trichomycterus rosablanca
Lineage: Eukaryota; Metazoa; Chordata; Actinopteri; Siluriformes; Trichomycteridae
Exons: 4
Coding region: 50-1438 (462 amino acids)
Biological process (GO): regulation of transcription by RNA polymerase II
Molecular function (GO): DNA-binding transcription factor activity; RNA polymerase II cis-regulatory region sequence-specific DNA binding
Source: RefSeq, a predicted model, not a curated record